UUGAAGACAUCUAUCCCCUGCCACAAUGCUCCGUCAGGUUAUCACGAAGUCUGCUCGUAACUCUGCUACUACUACAGCUUCUGCCACUUGUGUCGCGCAAACGCGAUCGUUCCAUUCUCCUUUCACUGUGCUCUCUGGUGCGAAGACGCCGUCCAACACUGCUUCGAAGUCGAAUGCGAGCGCACAGUACGAAUUGGCUCAGGCGUACGAAAAGCAGGCACCCUCACAUGAAUACGACACGGCAACGGCUUUCGAGGAGCCUAGUACUGCUAGUGAUCGUCCUUCCGGCUGGACGCGUUUGCACGUCGUGUGCGAUCCGGAUCCGUCUCAUGCGCCGUUUGGCGUGAAGAGUGGGGCGUAUCCCGUUAGCGAGCCGUUUGCGAAUUAAUUCAACGACAACUACAAGGGAUUAAUAAUGUGAGCGGUUUAUAUCCGUCCGUCCUGUUCGGUGUGAAUGGCGAAUAAUGAAGUCGAUGAAUGUGUACGAUGUGAACUAUACUGUCAUUUUCUUCUUCUUGAUAUUUGGUCUUUAUCACUUCGACUUCUCCCUUGCUAUGCUUUGCUCCUUCCAAGCUAUUUCUGUUACGUGUCAUUCAACUCGAAGCCAGAAGAUAAUAGUAAUAAUUCGAAAGUGACUUGUACAAAUAUUUUUGUGUUUCGUCUCUUGCACUCCGUGUACACUUUCGAGUUUCUCUCCUAGACUGAUGCAGAAUAAUAGUUAAUUUGGGUUGUACGAUGUAUUGCUCCUUAGAUGAGAUGAGAAGAAAG
This is a messenger RNA of Fomitiporia mediterranea MF3/22, 768 nucleotides long. RefSeq lists its product as uncharacterized. The coding region runs from base 26 to 388 and encodes 120 amino acids. Lineage: Eukaryota; Fungi; Basidiomycota; Agaricomycetes; Hymenochaetales; Hymenochaetaceae. The record is from RefSeq and is a predicted model, not a curated record. The transcript has 2 exons.